Molecule: messenger RNA, 702 nt
Organism: Cinclus cinclus
Lineage: Eukaryota; Metazoa; Chordata; Aves; Passeriformes; Cinclidae
Gene: ZNF706
Product: zinc finger protein 706
Exons: 4
Coding region: 113-343 (76 amino acids)
Source: RefSeq, a predicted model, not a curated record
CCUCCUCUCCUCCUCCUCCACCUCGUUCUCUUCCCAAGUGGCGGCGGCGGCGGGGCCGCGCGGAGCCUCUACAGCGCUCGGCAGGGCCGCCCAGCCCGGAUUCCGCACGGAUAUGGCUCGUGGACAGCAGAAGAUUCAGUCGCAGCAGAAAAAUGCCAAAAAGCAAGCUGAGCAAAAAAAGAAACAAGGACAUGAUCAGAAGGCUGCAGCCAAGGCUGCCUUGAUAUAUACCUGCACUGUCUGUAGGACUCAAAUGCCGGAUCCCAAGACCUUCAAACAGCACUUUGAAAGCAAGCAUCCUAAGACUCCUCUUCCUCCAGAAUUGGCUGAUGUUCAGGCAUAAAGUUGUCUACAGGUCAUUACCUUAAUUUUUAAUUGAUUGUCUGAGAAAGGUGAAGUCAUGACACCUAUUGACUCUUCUACUGUCAGACCUUACAUAACAAACCUGCAGCUGCUUUUCUAAAACUGUUGAUCAGCAAAAAUGAAGGGGCUACAGAAACAUUCAUAUUUUUAUGCUGUUCCCUCUUGGGCUUCAUGCAAAGACAAUUCUGUGUAAAUGUACAGUUGUGCCCUAUUUGGAAAUCCUAAAAAAUCAGUCCAUACUUGUUAUAAAAAUUUUUUUACAAUUGUAAUUAUAUUGAUGUUCAUAUUGUGUAAAAUAACUCACUUAAUAAAGUAGUACUUUGAUUUUACAAUACCACA